Molecule: messenger RNA, 651 nt
Organism: Prunus armeniaca (apricot)
Lineage: Eukaryota; Viridiplantae; Streptophyta; Magnoliopsida; Rosales; Rosaceae
Source: the annotation of a GenBank genome assembly
AUGGACUCAAAAAAGAGAGAUGAGGUGGCAAUUAGUAGGGAUGCCAAGGCCAAUUAUGAUGACAAAGGAAAGGCUGUUGAAGGUGCUCCUCCUCCACCUCCUCCACCUGUUGUAGUUACCACAAAAGCUACCAAAAUCCGGAAUAUCAGAGGAAAGAAAGGUCUGGCAAUUAUAGACUUCGUGCUGAGGCUCGGCGCCGGUUCAGCUGCUCUUGCUGCUGCUUACAUUUCAGGGAAUACUGAACAGAUUCUUCCCUUCUUCACACAGUUCUUCCAGUUCCAUGCUCAGUACAAUGAUCUUCCAACUUUCACGUUUUUUGUGGCUGCAAAUGCAGUGGCUGGUGGAUACAUAGCCGUCUCCUUGCCCUUCUCGAUAGUCUGCAUCAUUCGACCUCAUGCAAUAGGGCCAAGGCUACUACUUGUUUUCCUUGACACAGUUAUGGUUGCUCUAGUUAUGUCUGCAGCUGGCGCUUCUUCAGCAAUUGUAUACUUGGCUCAUAAUGGGAACUUGAACUCCAACUGGCUUGCUAUUUGCACGCAAUAUACUGACUUUUGCCAGGCGCUUAGUGGGGCUCUUGUGGCUUCGUUUGUCGCUGCAGUCUUUUUCAUGUUGCUGGUGGUGAAUUCUACUUUUGCUCUAAAAAGAAAAUGA